AUGCCUCACAACAUCCUUAUCACCGGCGGCUCUGGCUACCUUGGUGGCACACUGCUCGCCCAGUUCCAACCAGCCAGUCUCCCCAACUACGGAACGCUCUUUGCGCUUGUCCGGAAGCCCGAGCAAGCCGAAGCCAUCAAGCAAUAUGGAGCCGAGCCUUUGAUCUUCUCCCCCGAAGACGAACAGGCCACCAAGAAAGCCAUCGUCGAGAACAAGAUCACCAUUGUGUAUUUCUUGAUGGGCGCGUACUAUGCUACCAGCCAGGUAAACUUCAUCAAGGCUCUUGCUGAAAGCAAGAAGGUCACCGGCUUGGAGGUACACUUCCUCUAUACAAGCGGCGCCAAGAUGUUCUCCAGCCUUUCUGGGGCGCCGAUCGAUCGGCCCUUGUUGGACAAUGACCCUGGCUUAUACGAGCAGCACAAAAAUCAGAAGGCGCCCUACGAGGAGGUGCAAAUUGCUACCAACACGAACAUUACGGUCACCGAAGAGGGUUUGAAGCAUGGUGUCAGGACCUAUAUCUUCGUCCCUUGCAUCGUCUACGGCGAGGGAGAAGGCUUCGGCAACAAAAUCUCCAUCCAAACCGUUGACAUCGUCAUCGCCGCCAAACACACGGGCCGCGUCUACAAGCUGGACAAAGAACGUACCACCUGGCCAGUUUGCCACGUCCACGACAACACGACCCUCUACCUCUCCAUCCUCCGCGCCAUCCUCAACAACAAAAACCCCGACCACGGAAAGAAUGGCUUCUACCUCGCCUCCCCCGGCAACGUUGCCUGGGAAGACAUGUAUGCCGCCAUUGCCAAAGCGCUCGCCAAGCGCGGUGUCAUCACGGAUGCGAAGGUGGAGCUCGUGGAUGAGGAUGCGUUGGGCAAGAUGGCGGAGGCGCUAAAGGUGUCGAAGCCGUCUGUCAGGGUUAAGAUCUCGGGACAAUCGACCUUUACUGCCGAGCACGGCCACUCGGUAGGUUGGAAACCCAAGUUUGCGCCGGAGCAUAUCCUUGAGGCUGCUGAUGCUGAGGUGGAUCUUAUCCUGGCUCACUUGGAUGAGCGUCACCGCGGGUUGAGGUAG
Lasiodiplodia theobromae is the source of this 1068-nucleotide messenger RNA. RefSeq lists its product as uncharacterized. The record is from RefSeq and is a predicted model, not a curated record. The coding region runs from base 1 to 1068 and encodes 355 amino acids. Lineage: Eukaryota; Fungi; Ascomycota; Dothideomycetes; Botryosphaeriales; Botryosphaeriaceae. The transcript has 6 exons.